AUGUAUGGUUUAAAAAAAAAAAUUUCUAGUUUAUUUAAACCACAACAAUCUCAUCAACCAUCAUCAUCACCAUUAUCACCAGUACAACAACUAUUCAAAAUUAAUUAUAGUUUUAAUUGUGUUACAUUAUAA
Molecule: messenger RNA, 132 nt
Organism: Dictyostelium discoideum AX4
Lineage: Eukaryota; Evosea; Eumycetozoa; Dictyosteliales; Dictyosteliaceae
Exons: 2
Coding region: 1-132 (43 amino acids)
Source: RefSeq, a predicted model, not a curated record